Messenger RNA from Castor canadensis (American beaver), 1525 nucleotides. RefSeq names its product cholecystokinin A receptor (gene Cckar). The record is from RefSeq and is a predicted model, not a curated record. Gene Ontology annotation, cellular component: plasma membrane. Gene Ontology annotation, molecular function: neuropeptide receptor activity; cholecystokinin receptor activity. Lineage: Eukaryota; Metazoa; Chordata; Mammalia; Rodentia; Castoridae. Gene Ontology annotation, biological process: neuropeptide signaling pathway.
CAAAUGCUUGUUCAGCCGGACCUGAGGGUCGUGAACUCAAGUUGCCUUUAGGAAUGGCUGCAAAAGCCCACACCUGGAAACUGUUUCCUCCCUGUCCCCUCCACGGCAGGUUGCGUUUGGAUUCUCCGGUCAUAGAGGAAUGAGCCGGGAGUGAGCAAUUCACCAGCUCACCAGCACUUGGUAGAGAGCAGCAGGCGAGGAUGGACGUGGUCGACAGCCUUCUUAUGAAUGGGAGCAACAUCACUGCCCCCUGCGAACUUGGACUUGACAAUGAGACGCUUUUCUGCUUGGAUCAGCCCCAUCCUUCCAAAGAGUGGCAGCCGGCAGUACAGAUUCUCCUGUACUCUUUGAUAUUUCUGCUCAGCGUGCUGGGAAACACGCUGGUCAUAGCUGUGCUGAUUCGGAACAAGAGGAUGAGGACGGUCACCAACAUCUUCCUGCUGUCUCUGGCCAUCAGCGACCUCAUGCUCUGCCUCUUCUGCAUGCCGUUCAACCUCAUCCCCAACCUGCUCAAGGAUUUCAUCUUUGGGAGCGCUGUUUGCAAGACCACCACCUACUUCAUGGGCACCUCCGUGAGUGUUUCCACCUUUAACCUGGUCGCCAUUUCUCUGGAGAGAUAUGGUGCCAUUUGCAAACCCUUACAGUCCCGGGUCUGGCAGACAAAAUCCCAUGCUCUGAAGGUGAUUGCUGCUACCUGGUGCCUCUCCUUCACCAUCAUGAGUCCCUACCCCAUCUACAGCAACUUGGUACCUUUUACCAAAAAUAACAACCAGACUGCAAAUAUGUGCCGCUUUCUGCUGCCCAAUGAUGUCAUGCAGCAGUCCUGGCACGCGUUCCUGUUGCUCAUCCUCUUCCUUGUUCCUGGAAUUGUGAUGGUGGUGGCAUAUGGAUUAAUCUCUUUGGAACUCUACCAAGGAAUAAAAUUUGAUGCUAGCCAGAAAAAAUCUGCUAAAGAGCGGAAAGCGAGCACGAGCAGCAGCGGCCGAUACGACAGCGAUGGGUGUUACGUGCAGAAGUCCAGGCGCCCGAGGGCGCUGGAGCUUCAGCAGCUGUCCACCCACAGCGGCGGCGGCGCCAGGGUCCCCCGCAUCAGGAGCAGCACCUCGGCCACCAACCUGAUGGCCAAGAAGCGGGUGAUCCGCAUGCUUAUCGUCAUCGUAGUCCUCUUCUUCCUGUGCUGGAUGCCCAUCUUCAGCGCCAACGCCUGGCGGGCGUUUGACACCGUCUCUGCCGAGCGCCACCUCUCAGGGACCCCCAUCUCCUUCAUCCUCCUGCUCUCCUACACCUCCUCCUGCGUCAAUCCCAUCAUCUACUGCUUCAUGAACAAACGCUUCCGACUUGGCUUCAUGGCCACCUUCCCCUGCUGCCCCAACCCUGGCGCCCCAGGGGUGAAAGGAGAGGUGGGUGAGGAGGAGGAAGGCAGGACCACGGGGGCGUCUCUGUUCAGGUACUCCUACAGCCACAUGAACACCUGUGCUCCGCCCCCCUGAGCUGGAGCCUGGCCCUCCACUGAGGCAGGGAGGAG